AUGGAACCCAAAAGCCUUGAGGAGUGGAGAAAAUAUUUUGAGAGUGGAAACUGCAGCAUCUACCAGAUCAUCUUCAAUGCGAUAAGAAUCGCUGCUUUGGAUGACCCAGAAGAGUUCAAACUUCGCAGAAACAAGAUCGUUGAGAGGCUCUACUCUUGCCAAUUCACUGGGUUGUGUUGCUGCUGCGUUGAUCAGACGGAGAAAGAUAUUCAUAGCACCAUUAAACAAGUUUUCCAGGACUGCAAAACUGCAUGUGCUCAUCACAAGAGCACUAAGGUCGUCGAUGAUUCCGCAGUCGGAGGAGCGAGAGUGACCGAUCAGCAGGCCACUGAACCAGGAAACAACGAUGAAGAUGAAGACGAAACUGUUCGCUGUGUUUUGCAGAUUAGGGAUGAGCUUGAGAGCAACGAGCUGACGGACAGUGAAAUCUACGGUUCACUAAAGAAGUUGCAAUUGGUGGUUCAAUCAGUUUUCGUUAUGGAGGCUACAAAAAUAGGGAAAACAAUAAGUAAUCUUAGGCGCCACAGGGCGAAGGAGAUCAGUCUUUUAGCAACAAUCAUGGCUGACCAAUGGAAGUCAAAGAUCGUGGAGUUUGUGGAUAAUAAAACGGCAGGAACUACUGCAGAAAAAUCCAAAAACCCUGUGCCUAGAUUUGUUCUUGACGAGUGGCGAGAAUUUCCUUCUGUUGAAUAUGUUCCUCAGCCUCCAGUGGAGUUCUCAGAGGUAUAA
Neltuma alba is the source of this 729-nucleotide messenger RNA. Its product is annotated as probable mediator of RNA polymerase II transcription subunit 26a. NCBI's taxonomy places the organism in Eukaryota, Viridiplantae, Streptophyta, Magnoliopsida, Fabales, Fabaceae. The record is from RefSeq and is a predicted model, not a curated record. Gene Ontology annotation, cellular component: nucleus. The transcript has 5 exons. Bases 1 to 729 code for a protein of 242 amino acids.